Messenger RNA from Talaromyces rugulosus, 1812 nucleotides. RefSeq lists its product as uncharacterized. Gene Ontology annotation, biological process: regulation of DNA-templated transcription. The record is from RefSeq and is a predicted model, not a curated record. The transcript has 6 exons. The coding region runs from base 1 to 1812 and encodes 603 amino acids. Lineage: Eukaryota; Fungi; Ascomycota; Eurotiomycetes; Eurotiales; Trichocomaceae. Gene Ontology annotation, molecular function: DNA-binding transcription factor activity, RNA polymerase II-specific; zinc ion binding.
AUGGCCGGUAAAAAGAGUAACCCUCCAAAGGGCACCCUUGCGUGCGAUACAUGCUACAAACGCAAGGUAAAAUGCGACAGACAAGAUCCAUGCAAAAACUGCAUCGCAACCAAAACCACCUGCCAAUGGACGCGGCAGGUGCGUGAGCGUCGUCGCAAACCCAAUACAGCGGAUGCGGUUCGUACGCUUGAAGACAGGGUCCAUCAUCUUGAGAAUCUGCUGCAGCACUCGGAUAAGUCUGAAAUGGUGACGCAGACAGAUGUACUUGAUGCUGAUCAUGACGGCGAUAUGGAAAAGCAUUCUCCAGGAAAUUCCCGCGUUCUAGAUAUCUUAGAUCAAGGCCCUCCGGCUCCAACGCCAAACCCAACCUUCAAUCUCCCCCCAGGGCCUCUUCGGCUGGCCGAUGCGCUAGAAAAAGUCCGUGAAGCAGUGACAAUCUUUUCAUCCUCCAGGUCACCCCGGAGGAACAUAGAAAGCGAGAGCCUGACAUCUACGGAUAUUUUAAAUGCCAUGACACGACCGAGCAACGACCCCGCAGACGUGAUCCAGCCUGCCGCAGUCAACAAAAUGGGCCUGGCUUUACUCUCUGAUGACUUUGAUCCGCUAGUCCAAGAAGAAAAGCUCACAUAUCAAACCAUAAUGUCCUUCAAAGCUGCUCUAGUACUCGGUCAACAAACACCGCAAAGCACCACAAACGUCGUCGCCCGUCACAUAAAACGCAUCCAAACCCGCAAAUUCGAGGCUUCCUUGGUAUCAGCUGGCCCUGGCCAUCUCAAGCGGUGCUCAUCCUGGUGCUUACUCUAUUCUUUUGUAUCUUUGCUUCAAGCAUACUAUGUCCAAGUGAUUGUAUCGCAAUUUUUCGGGGAUUUAUGGAAGACGCGGUACAUUAUGGCUGAGUGGUCGGAGGCAUUGGUAGAUUUGAGAUACCCGCUUCCCAAGACACCCGAUACUGAAGCAGUGGCGAACUGUUUGAAAUGGUGCUAUCGAGCGGAUAUGUUUAUGAGUGUGUUCUUGCGACAAUCGCGACAUAUGUCGCGUCGAUUGGACGAGGCGGGAGAGGGGGAUUUAGGUAUAUACGAGGGAUUAUUGUAUCAUCUGCAAGACAGGCUCUUGCACCUUGAGACUCUAACAAUAGAUGUGACGCAGCGGGCUGUUGAAAUUGAGAAACUUGAUCAUUAUGUAAAAGUGCAUCCCGAUAUGCAGAAAGACGAUACAAGACUCGACUUUCGAUUAUACGCAACUCUGACAGUCCUCUGGCAUGGGCACCCGGACUUGGACAGCAAAAAGCACAUACAGACGCAGCUGACGGGCUAUGCACGCGAGACUCUGAAAUUGUUGAAUCAAGUCGAUCCCCGUCCUGGCCCAAUCAGUUGCGAAGCCGACAUAACUCUACAUUGGAACAUGCUCUGCAGCGGCGUACUGCCCAUGCUGAUCCUAUGCAUACAUACACUACGCUUCAACGAUACCGGCGAUUUCAAACUACUCAAGGAUUACACGCGCAUCGUAUCCGGUCUGAACUCAGAUUACAACAAAGACAACAAUCUCGCCACCCAAGUCGAAGACCUGUGCGUCGCACUCGUACAAAUCUGCGAGGCGUCGUCGUGUCGUCGUGAGCGUGAGCGUAUGGUGGCCGAAAAGAUUCCAACAAACCACGACGCGCGCCGCAAAAACUUUUUAAACUUUGAUUCGUUUUUUGUAACAGAGAAUCAUAAAGGCGACGACGACGACGACGACGAUGACGAAAACUUGGAUGCCAUGGUUGCAGAGAGCCUAACGUUGCAGCCGAAGAUAUACGAGCCCAGGGUGUUGUAA